UGCCGGAGAACGCUGCCGAGGAAGCAUCGCAAAAGUGUUUAUUCCCACUGCCGCCAUGUCGAAGUCAGAGUCUGCUAAAGAGCCCGAACAGCUGCGGAAGCUAUUCAUCGGGGGGCUGAGCUUCGAGACGAAGCAUGAGAGUCUGAGGAGUCAUUUUGAGCAAUGGGGGAUGCUCACGGACUGUGUGGUAAUGAGAGAUCCAAAUACCAAGUGCUCCAGAGGCUUUGGUUUUGUCACAUACUCAACUGUGGAAGAGGUGGAUGCAGCCAUGAAUGCAAGGGCCCACAAGGUGGAUGGAAGGGUGGUGGAACCCAAGAGGGCUGUCUCCAGAGAAGAUUCUCAAAGACCAGGUGCCCACUUAACUGUGAAAAAGAUCUUCGUUGGUGGAAUUAAAGAAAACACUGAAGAACAUCACUUAAGAGAUUAUUUUGAGCAGUAUGGGAAAAUUGAAGUGAUUGAAAUCAUGACUGACUGA
Molecule: messenger RNA, 475 nt
Organism: Elephantulus edwardii (Cape elephant shrew)
Lineage: Eukaryota; Metazoa; Chordata; Mammalia; Macroscelidea; Macroscelididae
Product: heterogeneous nuclear ribonucleoprotein A1-like
Exons: 1
Coding region: 56-475 (139 amino acids)
Molecular function (GO): RNA binding
Source: RefSeq, a predicted model, not a curated record